AGAGCCAGUCAGACCCCGCGUACUGAAGCGUAUACGACCGAACGAACGACGACGAUAUCAUCAUAGCCAGAAUAGCUCUUAGCACUCUUUGCAGUGAUGUGAUUGAUAUUUGAUUCGAUCCAGAAAAAUAGUGAUUUCUGUUCGUAUUGGACCGUUUCAGGUCGAUCAGAAUCAGGGGCAAUUUUGUGAGUUAGAUUCGGUUUGGGAUUUAAGUGGAAUUUGACAUCGCGCAUCGCAGGUUUUGAAUGGGUCAUUUAACCUUUGGUGCGACCGGUGGCGGCUGUUUGGUGCCGUAGAGACGGAUGAAGUAGGGAAGGCGUUUAUUGAAUAUUUAUAAUUCCUCGGCUUCAGACACGGGAAUGUACCCAGCCAGUCAGCAUCCAGCGAUGUUGUUCGUCGUGGGGUAUCAUCAUCUGAUGUUGUUGUUGGUAGCGUCGUCAUGCUGGAGCCACUAAAAUCCACCAGACGUCCCUCGGGCCCAGGUCGAAUAGACGACGACGACAACGUUAGAAAUCAAUUGAAAUUACGAUUCGCACUCUGCACUUUGAGAUCACUCUCAACUGAGCUCAGUCUGCGACGCCACAGCUGUUCCAAGAGUAGUAGGAGGAGGAAGGCAGGCAGAAUCGUUUCAAAAAGGAAAUAAGGAAUGCACUUUUCUAAGAGAGAGUGCAUCUUCUUUAUAUGAGUUUGUCCUUUGCAGCUGGACGGAAGCAAGUACAAAGAAAUCGGUUCAGCAACCUAGCUUAGCCUAGAGAGGUGUUGCUGCUUCUACGUUUUACGAUGAUUAAAAAUCGGAACGAACCCGGACGAUUCUUCGGCGAUGGAGUGAGCUUCAAGGCCAAGCUGAUUGGCAUCCUGGAGGUCGGAGAAGCCAGAGGAGAUCGCAUGUGCCAGGAGGCGCUACAGGAUCUCAAAAUGGCUAUCCGAGCUGCAGGAGAGCACAAACAGCGGAUUACGAUACACGUUACUAUUGACGGGUUGCGUUUGAGAGAUGAGAAAACAGGGGACUCACUCUACCACCAUCCCGUUCAUAAGAUAUCGUUUAUCGCGCAGGAUAUGACCGAUUCGCGUGCAUUUGGCUAUAUUUUUGGAUCGCCCGAUAGUGGGCACCGGUUUUUCGGAAUAAAAACCGACAAAGCGGCCAGCCAGGUGGUGCUGGCCAUGCGCGACCUCUUUCAGGUGGUGUUCGAGCUGAAGAAGAAAGAAAUCGAACUCGCUCGGCAGCACAUUCAAAGCAAAAUUACCGCCCACGAACAUCAGGCGGUAGCAAUGACGGUAAAGAGCACUAACUCCGAUGGUGGUUACGGGAAAACCACCUUGUCCGGUGAUGUGGGUUCCAGCUCCCUGACGGGAUCCAGUUUAUCGGGUGCUAUCGGAGGAAGUAGUAGCUCAAAGGCCAUGAUGAAAAGUGAAAAAUCACCUGAAUCGGUGGCAGAUCUGGUGGAUCUGGAGCAGGAGCUCAGCUCCAUACAGCGUGGCAUAUCGCAGAUGGAACGCAUCACGCCUAGCGAAGUUCCAUCGAAGAGUGUGAUCGAUGACGAUCCCUUUGGAGACUCCUUUACAAAUAUGCCUCCGGCAUACAACCUUCUGCCACCACCCGAGUCUAGCAAACGUCAUCAAAAACAAACCCAUAGAAGUACCGAGAACCUUCCGGUGACUGAAACAAGUCCAGUUACUACAUCCGCUUCACCUCCGAUUCCUUCAUCUGCGACUCCGGCGGUGAAACAAGUUAGCAUACCGCCCCCUCCAAAAAGUUCUACUCCAGGACCUGCACCUCCAACUACAAUGUCUACUAGCAAUUCGAGUCAGAACGAAGAUUGGCUCAACUCACCCCCGAACACAUCACGCUUCGAUCCCGAACCAGGCAAAUACAUGGAUGAACUGAACCUAGCCGAUUUGGACGAUCAGUUUUUGCAGCAAAUUUCCAGUACAGCUAAGGCAGCUGCUUACACCGAUGCGUUUACAGAUCUUGAUCCUCUCGGGACCGGCAAAACCAAACCAUAUAUCGAUAAGAAAUAUUUCUUCCAAGAGUUGAAAAACCCUCCAAAGAAGGUUUUGAAGGAUCUCUCCGGGAAAGAGAGCACCUUCAAUGCAAAUUUCACCAGUGAAGAUCGCAUGAGGCUGCAGUCACCUCAACCAGAUCCGUCUUGCACAAAUAUGAGCUCAUCGGGUGGAGCCGAACAGUUCAGACCGUCCUUCGAUGAAAACAUGCGACCAUCCCAUGAGAUAGCGUCAGAAUUUUUGGAUCCAUUCGCCAACAAGUCGUCAGCAGAUCCGUUUAAUGAAGACGAAGACUUUUCCAAGCUACACAUUGAUCCAUUUGAUAUGCACUUUUCUCGAACAACAUCACCAAGACAACCUAAUACCGGUAAUCUGGACGAAUCUUCUGCUAAGCCAACGUUGAAAGGAGAAGAUAACAAAACAGAUGAAAGUCCAGUAGCUUACAAUGCUCCUUUACAAGUAAGCCUUCCUCCGGAAAGCUGGGCCAACUACUUAAGCCAAAAACGUCUCGAGCGCCAGAAUUCCGAUUCCACCUCUCCAGGUAUUACAGGAAUGGCGCGAAAUAGACCAAAUGUAUUCAAACAGAACACUGUCGACGUUAUUUCCAGCAUAAGUAGUGGAUCUAAGAAAAUGAAACCGAACUUGUUCGGGCAGAAAUUCUCGAAAAGAGACUCGAACAGUAUAAACAUGCGUCGCUUGCAGGAAAGCGAUUCUUUGAGCGAAAAUGAAACAGCUCCCGAACCUCCUCCUCGACCAGACUCUGGAUCACACAUCGAACCGCCACCAUUGCCUCCUAAGAAACAAUUUGCCGACAUUGUGAUAAGACCAACUCCUCGUUCCGGACCCACUAGUGCAAUCAGCUCCCUCGCAUCCGGUGGAUCCUCCAAAGAACGCUACGAUUUCGUCGGAGCCAAGUUCGAUUCUAAAAGCCAAUCUGCCAAUGAUGAUGCUCCUCCAUUGCCGCUUCCCUCUAGGAAGACCAAUCGUAAUGAUGGAUCUUCACCGGGACGACCAUUUAAAAAACUUACAGAUGAAGACGAUUAUCUCCAGCCGAUUCCGGCCAAGACCGAGAUCCCUACGCUUCUACCACCACCACAAAGAAAAGACGCUUCUAAGACACGUGCCGCACGCAAAUCGGAAACGGAUCCUCGAAACUUAGACGAGCCAACUCCACCAGCGCACACCAAAUCUCCCACAUACAAGGACGGCGAAUCGCUUCUUCCGGACAUUACACUCAGUCAAUUAUUAACCCUAGGUAUCGAUGAGCUGUCCACCAAGCUGAACGUCCCUGUCAGCAAACUGAGCACCAUGACCUUGGUUGAGCUUACUUCGUACUUAUCAGAGUUCAUAGAAAACAGCAAAAACUCACCCACUUCAGCAACUUCAUGGAACCAGGAAGCCGAAAACAAUGACUCACCCGUUUUCAAAGUAAACUUCGACGACAACAAUGACGCUACCUUCGUGGCCAAAUUCGACGACAAUUUCGGAGAAGACAACACCUUUGUAGCAAAUUUCGAUAGCUUCAACAACUUACAACCUGAUCAAACGACACAGCCAAAAUCAAGAACACAACCUGCUGUUUCAUCAGUGGAUAAAUACGCAGUAUUCCGAGAGAUUAUUGAGCAAGAAAUAGGUCCGUCACCGGAAGCUUCCACCACUGAGCAGGAAAAGUCAGGCUCUGGACUUUCUUCCCUAGACUUCGAUAGGGAAGUUGCUAGCGAAAUGAACAGACUAUCACCUAACAUUACCACCGAUCGAUUCUUACAAUCCCCCUCUCAAACCUUCGAGACCAAAAGUCCGGGCCCAGUCGUUAAGACCAAAAUCAAUACCAAUAUCACAGAAUAUAUUUCGCAAGCAGAAGACCGUUACGCCGCUCUUAGAGACAUCCUGAAGGAAGAUCUUUUCGAAAGACCCAAUCCACCUCCAUCUACAACUGCUCCAAUAGCUCGGAUGGAAUCAUCAUCCUUCGAAGAUCGUGACACCGAGGAUGAACACAAAUUCGAAGCCAAUUUCGACGACAUGAUGCCCACGGAACGUCGUUCCCCGGAAAUCAACAUCUCCGAUGCAGAAAUAACGGAAGAGUUCCCACAACAACACGGUUCUCAAAUUCAACGUACGCUAAGUUCCCUGGAACUACCCGAUACACCGGGCAUCCGUACAACUCCCAAAGAGGAUCUGGAAAUUGAUGCGUUCAUGCAAAAGGCGGUGUCAAAUUUAUCGCUUCACAGUGGAGGACAACCCUCUCCGGCACCAGCUAUCACCGUCAAAUCCCCACAUCUCCAAACAACAUCGACCUCACCGAGUCGACCCCAUGAAAACAAAUCACCCCAUGACCUAGUAUCCGAUGACCGGAUGCUGUUGGAUGGACUGUCCAAAACGUCCGUCAACGAUAUGAGCACCUCGCCCAUCCCGCUGGCAAAGACGCCUCAGCAAUCCAAGAGUCCGGCGGUAGGGUUGAGAACAUCCCCAAGCGUUAAAUCACCCGGGACCGAGGCAAGUUGUGGAGCGUUCGUCGAAGAUUCGAGUGGCGAAACGAAGAAAAGUCUGGAAUCACCCCGGAAACGGUCGUCUGGUUCGCUCAGCGAUAAUGGCGAAUCGUCCCCGGAAGCGGAUCGUAAUCAAGCACACAACGCUUCAAAGCUUACGCCAACCAAUGCCGAAUCUUGGGCGGUAUUCGAUCAACCGGAACCACCCGUUGCACAAAGAAAACCGGACACGAACCGACCUCCCAGAGGAACCGACAAAAACGGUCCCGAUUCGCCGUGUUCGUCUGACCCGAAGGAUGAGUGGAAGAACGAUCGGGACUACGCUAGGCGGUGGCCCGCCAAGGGACAAACUUCAUCGUCUUCCCGGGACGUUUCACCGUGGGACGAAGACGGGCCGGACUACCGGAAGCGCCAUCCCGGACACCAUGCUGCACCAACAUCUGGGGAACGGUAUCACCAUCCGAGGAUGCCACCGCGUCGUAUCAACUCUAAUGAUGAGGAUUACGAGGAUGAUAUGAAGGACAGAGGUGACAGAAGGAGGAGAAUGAAGGGUCAAAUAAGUUCACGGAGUAGGGAUAACUUUGACGAUGAACACUGGUAUCAUGAGCAGCAGCAGCAUCCUAGCUGGUCACCGACGGAGGAGGAAGAGAGAGGUGAUCGUUCGAGGUCGUUCGAUAGGAAUGCCUAUGAGAGGAGUACGUAUGGGCCUCCAUAUGAGAAACGAGAGCCGAAGAGUUUGCCACCGUACGAUAGACGGGAUUACAAGAACUACGAUAAGCGGAAGUAUUACAGGGAACGUGGCAGGCCGAACUAUGAGUACGAUCCGUAUGGGGAGGGUCCGUAUGAUCAGCGCAUGAUGAAGGGUCGAAUGGAUUACGAGGAUAUCUAUGAGAGGGGACCGCGUGAUUCGAGAUCGGCUAGGGAGUACUUUUACGAGCGGGAGCGUAAGAGCUUCGAUCGGGAAAGUAACGAAUCGUAUGAGCGGCGGAGUUUCGGUAGCGGAGAUAUCUACGGGAGUUUGGAUAGUCGUGGAGACUAUCGGGAGAGAGAUAGAUAUCUGUCGCUGGAUAAGUCGCGGUCUUUGAGACGUGGCAUGAGGAAUGCCGGGAGCGCUAGGUUAGAUGAUUUGGAUCAGGAUUCGGAGGGUGAUCUGGUAGGUAACAGGAGGGGAGAUUCGAAUAGCUUGCAUCGUUCUAGUCAGAAUAUUCGUGGUAAGCAGCAGCCAGUAGUUGAUGAUGAGGUUUGGGGAUCUUCAAUGGGUGGAAAACCGGGAUGGAAGCGGCCUUCAAGUGCAACUGAGCAGGAGCGAAGGUACAACGAGAGUAGACGGAUGAUGGGCACAGCUCCAUUGACAGGAUCGGAUGGGGAGAAAGAUCGUCGUUUCCGUAAAAAGGGCAGGACUCGAUCGAAGGAGUCGGACAUUAGACCGGGAUAUGCUACGAUGCGCUAUCCACCAUCGAGGUCAAAGGAAGACUACUUUGAUUUCGAAGGGGAUAAUCGUGGUGGUGGAAGUGGAGGGUACGACAACGAUGAAGAAGAUGAUAUAGGUGGUGGUAAAGUGAGUGAAAAUAUAGAUGAAAGUCCGUCUUACUACGGAAGAAGACAGCCUCCGACAUCUUACUACAAGCCUACUACUCCGAGAUCCGAAGGACGUACUUUGAAUGAUACUCUAAUAGCUCAGGAAGCAAGAAAGAUGGCUCGGUACGAAUAUGAAGAGGAAACAUUGCGAAGAAUGAAGAAAAGCAACAGUCGUGAUUUGUACUUCGAAGGAGAAGAGAAAGAAAGGUUCAGUGGAAAAUUUGGAUCGGGUAAUUUUGAGGCAGUUACUCCCCCGAAAAGUGGUAAACACGUUCGCAUGGACUUUGAUUUCGACCACUUCGAAGAAACUCCGCAGUCCGCCACUAGCGGCCGCUUCAACUUCGAAGGUGGAGAUGGAUUCGAAAGUGAUUUCAACUCUCCUCCUGCUCCUCCAUCAGGCGGCCUCCAACCUCCACAGCAAAAUUCUAAAACAUUCCGCUUUUCGAACGAUUUCUCUGAGAAAGAGUCGAACCGCCAUUAUCAAAACUAUCAUCAGAAGAUUCAGCCGCAAAACUUCGGGGAGUUCGAGACUGACUUUACUCCAACGUCUCGAGCGCCUGCCCCACCCCAGUCUGCGUCGAAGCUGAGAUUCAACGAGAAUGUAACCGUCUCCAAAUUCAGCUCCGAUGCAAAUGCUUCCGGAACGCACAUGUUCGAAGAUGAUUUCGCUGGUCGUUCCGACAACGAAGUAGAAGAUCAGUGGAACAGUGAAAUGCAAGCUCCACCCACGAACGCAAACGGAGGUAAGAAGAUCCUCAAAACCUCUAGUCAACAUCAGCCGCAAGUGCACGACAACAUCCGCAAAUCGGACAGUGUUAACAUAUUCUCUCGCAAAGUGGACGAUCCCUUCGAAGACGAUGACUUCUUCUCGACCGGGACGGGCGUAGUCGAAAAAGAUCCAUUCGCUAGCAGCGGUAAAGGAGAGCCCGGCCAAGGUCAAUCGAACCAGCAACAGCAAUCAACCGGCUGGGACAAGAACUUUGCAAACUUCGACGAUAACAUCUGAUUACUCGGCAGCCUGAUGAUGAACUCUAACAUACUCAGUCGUCAGCUCAACCGAAGCCUCAGCUUGAGGCAGCAGUAUCAGUACUGCUGCCAGGAUGACCACCAGCGAUACUCGCUUGCCAAGGAUAUUAGGAAGCUGUACAUGCGCAUCAAACAUUUCAACCGGUACGAGGUGUUCGUCUAAGGUUUACAGACGCUUGGUUUUCCGUUGUAAGUCGUCUGCCCAGGAUUGGGACAUUUUAAACCGGGACUGGAUCGAUCAGUUCAAUUUCAAUAGUUUUUAAUCGAUCUUAUAAUAUUUUUUUAUGAAUUUGAAAACAUGACGAUAGCUGUCGGAUAAGUAUUCAGCGUAUAAAUUCCGGAGUGAGGAAACGCGACACCCAUCUUGUCGAGUACUGAAUGGCUGAAAUUUCAAACACGCUAUGACUCUCGUUAUAGUUUAAUAUUUCAAAAUGCUUUUCGUAUCAGAAGAAUAUCGGAAUAAGCAUGGGUAUUUUUGUUUAAAUAUUUUUUACGGUCGCCAUGUAAACAUCUUAAGUAUAAAUGAUCUACUGACCGAGUUAAUUUUCUUUUUAACGUGUCCUUGGAUUUUCCCAGAAAGCUCAAAAACAACAAGAUUGGUAAAGCUGUCAGGAUUUAAAAUUCCUAAUUCUGUAUAUGGAAUCUUAAUUCAAAAUCUGCGCUCGACACAUUUCUGGUAAGCGGUUUAAGUUUGAAAUAUUGACGCCGUUUUUCAUGUUUUGCUUACUAAAUACAAGGAUAUUUAAAAAAAAAUUAUCUGAAGGUUCACGACUUAAAAUGAGACUUCCACGAGCACUUCACUACCGGGAGGAAGAAAAAGUUAACAUUUAAACAUGUACUCAGCAAGUUUGAUAUUAAAAAAAGUUCGUGGAAGCUGACCGGGAGGAGCAAAAAUAAGACCUAGAAAAUCAUCAUCAAAUUGUUCGGUUUUUUUGCUGUGUUUUGCAAAAUAAAAAUACAAGAACAAAUCUCACUAAACAAAUCUAGUCAUUCUAGCUUGUUAAUCAAUAUAAAUACCAACAACUAGCUAAAAAACAAACAAACAAACAAUGUUGGAAGUUUUGCUGGCCGAUGGGUUGUUUUUAAAUGGUUGUCAUAUGUCAAACAAAAUAAUGCUUUAGUUUAAACGUUUUUAAGCUGGGUUUAAAGUGUAUUUAUUCUUUAUCUGUAAUCGAGGUUAGCGCAAAAAGCAUUUUACGAGCCGCUUUUCGAAAGUUUGAGGUUUGAGCUAGGAGGGCCACAAGAGUAAAUAUGAAUUGCGUGUAUUAGGAGAACACAUACAAUUACUGCUGUUAGAUUUUAAUUAAAUUGCAUUUCAAAGACGCAAGUGAGAAAGCAACAAUCGAGAUAUUUAGUUGUUAUGUUCAAUUGAAAAUUUCAUCACCCCGUAGGAUCAAAAAGCACAUCACAAAUCAUGAGAAAAAACUUUUUUUUCCAGUCAAAAACAAAACUUUUACUCGAAAUAAACUUAUCUUAGAAUGUUGAAAUGAAGAUUGUCUCGAAAAUGAAAUCCGAUCAAUAAUUAAGUUCUAACUCACGAAACAGUAAAAAAGCUAUGGGAAAGUUGUCCAAACAAAUGAAGUCGAACUACAAAACAAAAUGUAGAAACAUUUGACGAACAAAAUCGAACCAUACGCCCAAGUAUUAUCACUAGAGCACAGAGAGCUUAGCGGAAAAAGGAAUAGAAUGAAUUUUAAGAAUAGAAUACGGCCCGAAAGUUGGCUCGUAUCAAUUAAAGCUAUUUAUUUAAACUUUAAAUUAAAUGUUUUUUCAGGUUUACGAUAAUUCAAAUCGAACCACACACACACAGGUAGUCAAUGAAUGUCUCAAAACAAGUAAACGAGAUAUAGUUCCUAGAUAUGAGUCUUUACUUACAAAUGAAAACUUUUAAACGAAUAACAACCAUGGGAACGAUUAAAAUCAGUGGAAAAAUCCUUAUUCUAAUCCUUGCUUCUCUGGAAACAAAAAACAAAUGUUUGUCAAUAAAAAAAAUCAAAUAUAAGCAUGUGUACAGAACGUAACGGAAGCAAAUUUCUUCUCUCGAAUAUUUCUCCCAAAGUUAGCAAAACAUUAACAAAAAAUCAAUUUCUGAACGGACAUUGUAUAGUUUGUAAGGUGACGCCACAAAUACGGACGUCGAAACUGAUACAUAUUCGCAAAAACAAAAACAAAAUCUAGAAGAAUCAGUGAACAGUCAGUCAGUAAGCAUUAGGUGUAGUCGAACGCGAAUUAUUAGUAACGACACAAGGAAAGUUCUUAUGUAAAAUUGCUUUGUAUAUUUUUUGUAUAAAUUAUUAAAAACAAAACAAAAACAUAUUCUUUUGUCGGUCUACGAUGAAAACAAGUGUAUAAUUGAUAUUGAAGAAACUGAACGGAUAUUCAAAAGAAAAAAAAACAAAACUUACUCCAUAAAAGGGAAACUUCUCUCCCGCCCCCCAAAAUCAAGGAAAACAACAUGUUACAGAACAUAAAAAAAAAACAAACCAGUUUAGCGAUAGGACAAGUUAAAGGAAAUAAAAACCAUGAACGAACGGCGGUACAUGCGCAGUACACGAAAUGCAGCUUUAUGCAGCCACAAAAUCAUAACAAACAAACAAAACUAAUGUUGAUUUGACAAAUGAAAAUUACUUGAAUAAAACAUGUAAAAUUUCAAUCCCUUA
Messenger RNA from Uranotaenia lowii, 9751 nucleotides. RefSeq names its product protein disabled (gene Dab). The coding region runs from base 781 to 7071 and encodes 2096 amino acids. NCBI's taxonomy places the organism in Eukaryota, Metazoa, Arthropoda, Insecta, Diptera, Culicidae. The transcript is spliced from 8 exons. The record is from RefSeq and is a predicted model, not a curated record.